AUCCCUUUAUAAACUCGGGAAACAACUUUUUCGUUCAUUUUCACUUCCGAUACGAUCCCUUCCAGCUGUCAGUGAAAAGAAACACUAGUGAUAUGGAUAAUCCUGCUAAAACUAACACGAUGGCAGUACAACUGGUUGAAUCCAAUGAAGCUCCAGGGGGUGUUCAGCUUGUCAAUAGUAGACGAACAAACAAACAAUCCUCCCCAAUGGAUCUUGUGGAACUGGCUUCCUCAAUUCAACAGGCCGACGAGUUUGUGAAGGCUACAGCUGGUAGUAAGCUGACUGUGAUAGCUGAUCAGAUUCGUUAUCUCCAGGAACAGGCCAGGAAGGCGUUGAAGGAGGCUCAGAGAGACAACAUAAUACACCACGCGGCCUGUAACAUGGUUAAGAAACCUGGCACUUUAUACUACAUGUAUGAGAGGGAGUCUGGUCAGAAAUACAUGUCCAUUCUAUCACCAGAGGAUUGGGGAUCUUCAUGUCCACACGAGUUUGUCGGAGCUUACAAACUUGAAUUUGACAUGUCCUGGACACCUAUUGAGGAAAUGGAAAAAAGGACAGAACAGUUUGCAUUGAUUGACCGACUUUUAACAAGUAAUCAGAAAUCCAUCUCAGACUCUGCAACUGUUACAGUGUUAGGGGAAGAAAAGUCUGAAAAAUCAUGAUGUCUGUGUAGUUUUAAUCAUGUGUUUAUGUGAACUGUUAACCUGCUGUUACCAUAUGUGGACAUAGUCACACAUGCCAAUGUCUGUUGUUUUUUUAGGUGAUUUUGAUGAACCUGUGGCAAUAUUUGUUACCCAUGGAAAACAUCUGUUUCCAUAUGUCAACAUCUGUUACCAUGCAACAGUGUUUGCUACCAUGUGACAAUGUCAGUUAACGUAUACAGUGUGAUAAUAUUGAUCACUUCAAAUCAAAAGUGUUAAUAUGGGAAUUUUUGAUGGGUCAUUUUAACUCAUCCUGAAAUGAUUGGGUGACACACAGCUCUUGCAUUUACACAUUGUUUGGAGUUCAGUAAUAUGAUGUAUACUUUGUUUUGAUUAAAUAAUAAUAGUAUACAGUGCCUUCUCAAGCAACCAGCAUCUAUUCUUAUUUUCCCCAAAGAAAAGGGAUGCUACAGUAAACUAAACAAUGUUUGUGAGAAAUGAAUAUUCUUAAAUUGUGCAAAGUGAAAACUAAGCAUUUAAGAAACAAGACACAUUUAAAUAAUAUAAAGAACUCUGCUCAGGUUUCAUUUUCAGAAAGAACAUGUAGUUGUUUACUAGGUUGUUUUUCAAAGAAGAUAAAUAUGGGCCUUUUGUUGAGGUUGUGACUCCGAAAACAGGAACUAAAUUGAGGCUUAAAAUGCUGACGAACUGAUGGAUUGUGUGAAUAUAAUGGACAGACACAUCAGUGUAGAUAUUUAUACUAUCGGUAGAUUAUAAGUGAUACACAUAGGUUAAGGUUCUGGUUUGCAUGUCAGAAAUAUAAAUGUAUAAUCAGGAUUUAUUUUAUUUAUUAACAACUGAAGGGCAAUUAUUUUUGGCUGAACAUUUUCAGCUCCACUGAUACGAAGGGAAGCCUUUACCGUUGUGUAGCAUUUGUUUGUCUGUUGUCAGUGUUUUUCCUAAAACAGCUUCUCAAAAAUGAUAAUUGAUAUGUAGCAUAUAUAUAGCAUGAGUCAUGAUGAUUGUGUAGAGCUCUUAAACCUAUUCAAAUGAAUUGACUUACAUUCACAGUCAUAGGGGGUCACAUCCUCGA
Molecule: messenger RNA, 1734 nt
Organism: Mizuhopecten yessoensis (Yesso scallop)
Lineage: Eukaryota; Metazoa; Mollusca; Bivalvia; Pectinida; Pectinidae
Exons: 5
Coding region: 93-662 (189 amino acids)
Source: RefSeq, a predicted model, not a curated record